Messenger RNA from Penaeus indicus, 1721 nucleotides. RefSeq lists its product as uncharacterized. The transcript is spliced from 3 exons. The coding region runs from base 81 to 1544 and encodes 487 amino acids. Lineage: Eukaryota; Metazoa; Arthropoda; Malacostraca; Decapoda; Penaeidae. The record is from RefSeq and is a predicted model, not a curated record.
CCCCUGUUCCAGAAAGCUUAGCUGAUGCCAUCCAGAGCGUGGCAAGUGUCCCGAACAUUAGUGCAAGCAACCGUGACAAAAUGUACAAAUUGGUGAAUGAGCUUCGGGACUUGGCUCAGGGCUUUUAUCCUUUGGCUGAGGAUUUCCCUGUGGUUGACAAAAACAGUGACAUCGAUGACAUCUCUGAACAUCAGAUUGAUGCAGCUGUGGAAAGGAUGAGGACUUAUGAUGGGGAUGGUCAUGACCCAUUAUUUGACAAAAAAGAAGCUAGAUUAAACCGUUUAAAGGAACGAAGACAAAAGAUAAGGAAGUUGAAGAGACAAGCAGAAAAGAAGAGAAAAAAAAUUCUUAAGAAAAAGCUAAACAGCACAAUGGAAGGAAAGGAAAAUAAAAAGCAUCUGGACAAUAAUCGCAUUAUGCUUGAAGCCAGGAAGCAGCAGAUCAUUGAAAAGAAAUUAGAAAGACUAACUACAUCAUCAAAAAAACAAAAGAAAAGGAGUCCACUUCUGGUAAAUGGGUUAGACAUCGAGAUAAACAAUAAAAGAAAGGGAAGAAUUCAUGGAGGGUUCCAGGUUUCAGAGCUACCAUCUGCCCAGAAAUCAGUCAAGUCAUUAAAUUCCAGCCAGGACGUGGAAACGCUAAACAGCAAGCGAAAGGGCAAGAAACGGAAAGGGGAGUUUUCAGAGCGGGUGAUAAAGACAAAGAAGAUGGCAUUCCAAGUUUCUGACAUUUCCACUUCACCAGGAAAGGGUGACACAAAAUGUCAAACACAGUUUGAAGUUACUGAUAUCUCCCUCAAAAUGGACUUGUCAAAUUUUAAAAAGGCAGACAAGAAUAACUCCAAGCUUGUGGCUGUUGCUCCUCUGGUCCCAAACAUAACCGCUGAACCAGAACUGAAUGGGAUUUCAAGACCAAAGAAGAAUGAGCUGCAAGAACCUACAAAAGCCAAGGUACAACAUUUAGGGAAACUGAAUGGGAAGGGCAAGGCAGUAUCACAAGUAAAAGCACCCAUGCAAAAUGGUGCAGUUUCCGUCAAAGCUACAGGAACUUUGAAGGCAGAUAAAGGGAAAGAAGAAGGGGAGAAAGGAGAAGAGCAAAUACCCACAUCGAAUACCUCAGAUAAUGGGAAAAAGAAGGGCUCUUCAAUGAAGUCUGCAAAAAAGGCAAAGAAUUCGGCAUGGGAUGAACCUUUGAAAGAGGGAGAAGUCGAAGUCUUCAUCAAAAGCCGAAAGGAAAUUGCCAAAACAAAGAAAAACAAAAGUAAGAUGAUCAGGCUUGGGGGUCUAGAGAGCCCUCACAACUUUGGUGAAAAGAGCAUCAAAAUCAACUUGAGGCACAACCAGGAGCACGAGUACAGUGAUUAUGCCCGCACCUUAAAGGACAGCCCUAAUAUACCCUACAACGCCAACAAGUUACCCAAAGCUCCUGUCCUGAAGCCUUCCCCCUCGCCCAUUCUCAUCAAGAAAUCUGCUGCCAAGACACUGAAAUCCAUUGCCUCAUUGACAACUCCCACGAAAAGGCAAAAAGCACAAGACUUUUUCUAGCCAAGUGAAAAUUGAGAUUGAUUAGGCAUGACAUAAAGUCAGCAGAAUGUUGUUUUUUCUAUUUUCAUUAUAGAAUUACUUUUUUUACAAGAACAUUAGUUGUUUUUAUAAUUAUCAUUGUAUUUUCUUUAUCUUUUUUUUAAAGGCUGGAAUCCAGUUUUGUUGCAAAUUUAAAUA